AGCAAAUUCUGCUAAAUGACAAGUAAUGAAGGUAUUCAUGCAGCUGCUUAUAUAAGCCUCAGCAAGAUUCAUAUUCUGACACUUCAGUUCAGUCAAGAUCGAGGUAUCAUGACAAGCAAACUCUUUUCAAGCAUCCGUCACUUCAGCUUUGGGAAGAAGGGAUCAAGGGACAAGGUAUCCCUUGACGCCAUUGACGAGCCAGGAAUGAUAGUAGGGCUCCUCUACAGUGCCUACUGGUGCCCAGCUUGCAUUGAGUUUACAAAAAAGGUUGCCCGUUGGUACGAGAAAAUCCAACAAAAAUCUGCUCUUGGUAAGAAGACCUUGGAGAUAGUCUUCAUCAGUUUUGACAGGGAUGAGAACGAAUUCAACAAGCACUUUGAUACCAUGCCUUGGCUUGCAGUUCCAUAUGAAGAUAAGAGGGUUUGCAACAAGCUGAGUCAAACCUUCCAUGUCCACAGCAUCCCAACACUCCUGCUGUUUGAUGGUAAAACCGGGACUCUCCUUACUAAAGAUGGAAAGGGCAUUGUUGAGGAAGAUCCAGAUGGAGAUGAGUUCCCAACUAUUGUCUUGGAGGUUGAGCAAAAGCCUUGAAUGAAACAUGGAAACCAUUCAAGUGCAAGCCCAGGACUAAAAGACUAUAACUAUAUAACUAAAACAUUAAUAGGCCCUUUUCCAUAGAUAGCUAUAGUUACAUGUACUUCACAUUGUUUUAGGCCUUUUUUCCUUUUUGGUUGAGUUUCUUCUUUCAUUAAAAGUUUAAAAA
Amphimedon queenslandica is the source of this 763-nucleotide messenger RNA. RefSeq names its product tryparedoxin-like. Gene Ontology annotation, cellular component: nucleus. Bases 16 to 591 code for a protein of 191 amino acids. Lineage: Eukaryota; Metazoa; Porifera; Demospongiae; Haplosclerida; Niphatidae. Gene Ontology annotation, biological process: negative regulation of Wnt signaling pathway; negative regulation of protein ubiquitination. Gene Ontology annotation, molecular function: thioredoxin-disulfide reductase (NADPH) activity. The record is from RefSeq and is a predicted model, not a curated record. The transcript has 2 exons.